AGAGUAAGUGUGUGUGAGAGUGAGUAAGUGUGUGAGAGAGAGAGUAAGUGUGUGUGUGUGUGUGAGAGGCAGUAUGUUAGGCUCUACUAAGCUCUGACACUGGAGACUCCUUCCACACAUGAGACUGUGGAGUGUGUUCUGUACACAUCCCUGUGAUAGGCUGUUACUAUAGUAACCAUAAUGUAUUAGAGUGAGUACAUUAACUUAAAGCUUAAAGAGAGAAUUAAUCACCACCUGAUGACCAAUCAGAGUCCAGAACUCGUGAACUCUAUCUGAAUAAACUCAAACAUUUAUUGUUCUUCAUUUACAUUUAUAAUAAUAAUAAAUGAUCAGAUGUUCUGACAGGCACAGACCGUCUAAUGUUAGUGUGUGUGUGUAAGCAUUGAGAUUUUACUAAGCUAGCUUAACUCGGCUGAAAUGUGGUCGUCAUGGUAACACUAAAAGAUGUUCUGACAGGCACAGACAGUCUAAUGUGAGUGUGUGUAAGGAGUUGCAGGUGGAGCGUUUCCAUAUUUUAAUAUUCAUGCUUUUUUUUUUAUAGCUCUUUGUAUUUAUAAUGAGGCCCAAUGUGUAAAGACAGAACCAGGAACAUGUAGAAACAUUAAAGAUUUAAUUCCACACUGAUUAAACCUCCACCUUCAGACAAUCACACACUCGUCUUCAACAUCAGAAGCUAAUCUGCGAAAGCUAACCAUGAGAUUCAACCGUUAUUUGUACAGACAUGUAGCAUAAACAGUCGCUGUUUUAAGGGAACUUCCCAAAAGACGGCUGUGCAUAAAGAACCUGUGUGUGUGUGUGUGUGUGUGUGUGUGUGUGUGGUUUGUGUUAGAUUUGAGAAGUUUCAAAACUUCCUGUUUUUGCACCUGAUCUCUAAACUGAGAACAGGAAGCAGAGCAGGAGCUGAAAACAUCAGCGCUCUUUACACGCUGUAAUGCACACUAAUUAGUGCUGCUGUCAGCACCGGCUGAAGAAACAAUGAGCGACUCUGUGGAGAAAAGUUCGGACUCUCCUGCACCCAUGGAAAGUCCUGGAGCUGCUGGACUGUUGAACAUCUCUCUUCAGGAGAGACUGGAUGAUGAGAGCGUGAUCUUUAAUGACUCGAGUCUCUCAGAGCAGCUACAAGCUGAGCUCCAGGGUCUGCGUCUGGACGACUGCCUCACCGAUGUUGUCCUCAGCGUCCAGGAUGAGAAGUUCUCCUGCCACAGAGCUGUCCUCGCCGCCACCAGCCUGUACUUUAGAGCGAUGUUCUGUACAGACCUGCGAGAGAGAUAUGAACAGUGUGUGAAUAUUCAGGGAAUCGAUGCAGAGGACAUGAGGAUGCUACUGGACUACACAUACACUAGUAAAGUACACAUUAGCAAAGACAACGUCCAGAAAACUCUGGAGGCAGCCAGUCUCUUUCAGUUUCCACGGGUGAUGGAGGCAUGUGCGUGUUUCCUGGCCAAGUCUCUCCACCCAGAGAACUGUGUUGGGAUUCUGCGUCUGGCUGACACACACACUCUAGUGGCGCUGAAGGCCCGAGUACAGGAGUACAUUGUGCAGAACUUUGGGGAUGUGGUGAAGUAUGAUGAGAUGCUUGAGCUGCCACUAGACGUGCUGGUGGAGAUGUUGCGGAGAGACGAGCUGGCUGUGAACGAUGAGGAGUGUGUGUACGAGGCGGUCAUGCGCUGGGUGAAGGUGCGUCAUGUCGAGCGACUGCCAUCCCUGGCUACAGUUCUCUCUCACGUGAGGCUACCACUACUAGAACCCUGCUACUUCCUGGAGAAGGUGGAGAGCGACCACAUGAUCCGUUCCUGCACUGAGGUUUUCCCACUUCUACAGGAGGCUCGAGCUUAUCACCUGUCUGGGAGUGAGGUGAUUUCAGAGCGCACUAAGCCCCGCCUCCAUCAGUACCAGUCCGAGGUGUUUGUGAUCAUCGGGGGCUGCACUAAAGAUGAGAAGUUUGUUUCGGAGGUGACGUGUCUGGACCCCCUGCGGCGGAGUCGCCUGGAGGUGUCCAAACUUCCCAGCACUGACACAGAGUCAGAGAGCGAAGCCAAGAAAUGGGUGGAGUUCGCCUGCAUCACCUUUCGAAAUGAAGUGUACCUCUCUGGUGGAAAAGAGACGCAGCACGACGUGUGGAAGUACAACGCUUCACUGAAUAAGUGGAUCCAGGUGGAGUACCUGACCACAGGGCGCUGGAGACACAAGAUGGCUGUGGCAGGAGGGAAGGUGUACGUGAUGGGGGGGUUUGACGGUGUUCAGAGACUCAGCAGUGUGGAGGCAUACGACCCCUUUCACAACAGCUGGUCAGAGGCAGCUCCUCUGCUCGUCGCCGUCAGCUCGUUUUCUGCCGCCAGUUAUGGUAACUGUAUCUACGUCAUCGGUGGUGGACCAAACGGAAAACUGGCCACCAACAGCCUGCAGUGUUUUGAAGCAGUGAUGAAUAAAUGGACGUUAAAAAGCCCAAUGCCCAUCGAAGCUAAAUGUACUAACGCCGUUACUUUCAGGGACUCCAUCUACAUCGUGGGUGGCGCGAUGAAGGCCUUGUUCAGCUAUAGUCCAGAUACAGAUGUGUGGACGUUGGUCACUCAGCUGGGCGGUGAGCGGGCGAGCUGUGGUCUCUCAGCGUGCUGUAAUAAACUCUUCAUCACAGGAGGGAGGGAUGACAAGAACAGUGUCAUCGCCACGGUUCUCUGCUGGGACCCGGACAAGAACACGCUGACGGAGGAGUGUGUGCUGCCACGCGGCGUGUCUCACCAUGGCAGUGUGACGCUCAGGAAGUCGUACACUCACAUCCGCAGGAUCGCAGCCACACACACAGAGUGAUCAUCACGUUUACACAAGAAAACUGACAGAGAACCCAAAACACUGCACAGCUCCGAGUCUCAGUGAAAAACAUUUAUUAAAAGCAUUUAAAAAUACAAACUCAGCUAAAAGAGAGGCAGUGAGUAGGACAGAGCACAGAAAUCCAGCUGUGUGCCAUCACACACACCCCCCUCUCGCACACCCCCCUCUCACACACGCACGCACACCCCCCUCUCACACACACACGCACGCACGCACCCC
Molecule: messenger RNA, 3048 nt
Organism: Tachysurus vachellii
Lineage: Eukaryota; Metazoa; Chordata; Actinopteri; Siluriformes; Bagridae
Gene: klhl6
Product: kelch-like family member 6
Exons: 7
Coding region: 976-2808 (610 amino acids)
Molecular function (GO): protein binding
Source: RefSeq, a predicted model, not a curated record